Soboliphyme baturini is the source of this 363-nucleotide messenger RNA. The record is from the annotation of a GenBank genome assembly. NCBI's taxonomy places the organism in Eukaryota, Metazoa, Nematoda, Enoplea, Dioctophymatida, Soboliphymatidae.
AUGUCCACCGCACUGGCAUUUCACCGAGAGGCGGGAAAGCCGUUCGAAUGCCCUAGCAUUCCCGUCGAACUAAGGAAACGUCAGGUAACCGGUCCCAGCGGUGAAAUUCAGUAUCGAUGCGGCUUCAGAAUCGGCGGUGGCAUCGACCAGGAUCCGUCGAAAUCUCCUUAUGGAUAUCCCGAUUCGGGCAUUUAUAUCACCCACAUAGAACCAGGUGGACCAGCCGAAGCUGCGAAACUGAAAGUUCACGAUAAAAUUCUCCAGGUGAACGGCUACGAUUUUACAAUGGUGACUCAUGAAAAGGCAAUUAAUUACAUUAAGAAAUACAACGUUUUGAAGAUGCUUGUUGCUCGACAGAAGUGA